AUGGCGCAGUACAAGGGCACCAUGCGGGAGGCCGGCCGGGCCAUGCACCUGAUCAAGAAGCGCGAGAAGCAGAAGGAGCAGAUGGAGGUGCUGAAGCAGCGCAUCGCGGAGGAGACCAUCAUGAAGUCCAAGGUGGACAAGAAGUUCUCGGCUCACUACGACGCCGUGGAGGCCGAGCUCAAGUCCAGCACGGUGGGCCUGGUGACCCUGAACGACAUGAAGGCCAAGCAGGAGGCCCUGCUGAAGGAGCGGGAGAUGCAACUGGCCAAGAGGGAGCAGCUGGAGGAGCGGCGGCUGCAGCUGGAGAUGCUCCGCGAGAAGGAGCGCAGGCGCGAGCGCAAGCGCAAGAUCUCCAACCUGUCCUUCACGCUGGACGACGGCGAGGUCGAGGAUGGCGACGGCGGUGACCACAACCACGACCAGGACAGCGCGGCUGUGACCAGCAAGGGCAAGAAGAACCUGGGCAAGAAUCCCGACGUGGACACAAGCUUCCUGCCUGACCGUGACCGGGAGGAGGAGGAGAACCAGCUGCGGGAGGAGCUGCGCAAGGAGUGGGAGGCCAAGCGCGAGAAGGUGAAGAGUGAGGAAAUGGAUAUCACCUUCAGCUACUGGGAUGGCUCGGGCCACCGGCGCACCGUGCGCAUGUGCAAAGGCAGCACGGUGCAGCAGUUCCUGAAGAAGGCAUUGCAGGGGCUGCGCAAGGACUUCCGUGAGCUGCGGGCCGCUGGCGUGGAACAGCUCAUGUACAUAAAGGAGGACCUCAUCCUGCCCCAUUACCACACCUUCUACCACUUCAUCAUCACCAAGGCCCGGGGCAAGAGCGGCCCGCUCUUCAACUUCGAUGUGCACGAUGACGUGCGGCUGCUCAGCGAUGCCACCAUGGAGAAGGAUGAGUCCCACGCGGGAAAGGUGGUGCUGCGCAGCUGGUACGAGAAGAACAAGCACAUCUUUCCCGCCAGCCGCUGGGAGCCCUACGACCCCGAGAAGAAGUGGGACAAGUACACCAUUCGGUGA
This is a messenger RNA of Dipodomys ordii (Ord's kangaroo rat), 1014 nucleotides long. It is a transcript of the gene Fam50b, whose product is annotated as family with sequence similarity 50, member B. The record is from RefSeq and is a predicted model, not a curated record. The coding region runs from base 1 to 1014 and encodes 337 amino acids. NCBI's taxonomy places the organism in Eukaryota, Metazoa, Chordata, Mammalia, Rodentia, Heteromyidae. The transcript has a single exon. Gene Ontology annotation, cellular component: nucleus. Gene Ontology annotation, biological process: chromatin organization.